AUGGGCCAUAGAUAUACAAAAUUACAAAGAUUCAGAAGAUUAAGAAGCAAAUCGAAAGACUCUUUGCAAGUGAAGCAGGUCGAAGAAGCAGCUGCCGACUCUAUUAAUCAUGCAAACUUUUCGUGGUUACAUGGACGAAAGGUGUCGGAUGAGAAGAAUUACGUCUUACCAAAAGACGGCGUUGAAUUCGAUCGAUUGACUAAUCUGCAUUUAUUGUGGAAGUAUGUUUUACGUGGAAAUCAUCAGGCGCCUUUGAAUCCAAACAUGAAAAAUUGUCUCGAAAUAUGCGUUGGGAAUGGUGUCUGGAUUAAAGAAAUGGCAUCUCAAUUUCCCGAUUGUCAUUUUGAAGGGAUUGAUCCCGAUCUCUCAAUAUCAAGCGAAGAUCUUCCAAGUAAUUGUACGGUUACGAAAGGGGAUUAUACAGCCCUCCCCUAUCCGAAUGAUCACUUUGAUUAUAUACAUUGUAGAUUGUGUUUCACUUGGUUGCCAUCUAACAAGAUUGGUCCCAUAUUGGAUGAAUUCAAACGAGUAACUAAGCCCGAGGGUUGGAUCGAGAUACUGGAACUCGAUCUAUACCCACGAAAUACUGGGUCGUAUUACGAUAAUUGGAAAGGCACAUGGAAGUUACUCAAUGACAGCAAAUUGUAUGAUGUAAAAGCAAUCAGAUCGCUUGGCGAAUCUCUCAGAACGCGCAAUCUUGUGGAUGUCACUGAUAAUUCAUUCUCAAUGCCUAUCGGAAAUUAUUGUGGCACAAUCGGAAAACUUUGGGCUGAUCAUCUGCAAGCAACAUUCCAAUCGGCUUCUGGUGCCGUAUUGGAACAUAUGACCAUGAACCUUGAGGAUUUUAACAAGUUUAUCGAAAACAUGUUGGAUGAAUUCAACGAAAAGCAGUCGUUUAGCAACGUCCACAUGGUUUUAGGAAAGAAACCCAAGAAUGAAAAACAAGUCGAGACUAAUCAAGAAAAAUUAAGAUGA
This is a messenger RNA of Paraglomus brasilianum, 975 nucleotides long. The record is from the annotation of a GenBank genome assembly. Lineage: Eukaryota; Fungi; Glomeromycota; Glomeromycetes; Paraglomerales; Paraglomeraceae.